This is a messenger RNA of Ectocarpus siliculosus, 2681 nucleotides long. NCBI's taxonomy places the organism in Eukaryota, Phaeophyceae, Ectocarpales, Ectocarpaceae. The record is from the annotation of a GenBank genome assembly.
AUGUCAUACAGUGUCCCGCAUCCUUCCGGCGAAGGCGAGCUGACGCUUCUCGACGAGAUUUCAGGGUUCUGCAAGCCCGGCGAGAUGACGGCGCUUAUGGGGUCGUCCGGCGCCGGCAAAACCACCCUCCUCGACGUGCUAGCCGGCCGCAAAACGGGCGGGACCAUCACUGGAGACAUCUGCGUGAACGGGCAUCCCAAACGGCAGGAAACCUUCAUCAGGAUUGCUGGGUACGUCGAGCAACAAGAUAUGCAUUCGGCAGUGGUGACUGUGAAAGAGGCCCUGAUGUUCAGCGCUACGAUGCGUCUGGAGAGUUCAAAGAUGGACGCCGAUGGUUGCGAGAAGUUCGUCGGCGGCAUUCUCUCGGUGCUCGAGCUGGAGGAGAUCGCCGACCGCCUAAUCGGGAGCGAGGCGAGCGGAGGGCUGUCCCUGGAACAGCGCAAGAGGACUACCCUGGGAGUGGAGCUAGCCGCUAACCCUAGCCUCGUCUUACUCGAUGAGCCCACCAGCGGGCUGGACGCCCGCUCGGCUCAGGUGGUGAUGAGAGCGAUCCGCAAGGUGGCCGCAACCGGACGCGCAGUGAUCUGCACAAUCCACCAGCCAUCCACCUACUUGUUCGAGAUGUUCGACUCCCUACUGCUGCUGAAGAAGGGCGGGCAGACGGUCUUCUUCGGAGAGCUCGGCGCAGAGUCCUCCAAACUCAUCAGCUACCUGUUGUCGGUGCCCAACACCCCUUCCAUCCGGGACAACGUCAACCCAGCCACUUGGAUGCUUGAGUGCAUCGGUGCGGGCACCACCGGGAAGGUGGACCCUCAAGUGUAUGCAGACGUGUACAAGAAAAGCAAGCUCAAGAGCGGCACACUCCGAGAGCUGGAGACCCUCAUGGUUCCCCCUGCGGGCUCCGAGCCGCUGCAGUUUAGCUCCGUCUACGCCGCGCCGAGGAGCCUCCAGAUUAAGACAUGCAUAGACCGGGCAAUCCUUCAGUACUGGCGCAACCCGAACUACAACUGGUCUCGUAUCAUGCUCGCCUUGGUGAUUGCUAUCAUCUUCGGAACGGCGUCGAUUGGUCGUGACCUCGAGUCGGAAGCAGAUGUCGGUGCACAGACUGGCGUCAUCUACAUGUCCACCAUGUUCGUGGGGUCGAUCUGCAUGCAGACCGCCAUUGCGGCCGGCUUUCUGGAACGCAUCGUCUUUUACCGGGAGAAGGCGGCCAACAUGUACAGCAGCUUGGCGUACGUCAUCGGCUAUACUGUCGCCGAGGUCCCGUACAUCGUGGUCAUCACGCUGGCGUUCUGCUGCAUAUUUUACUUCGUCAUGGGCCUCGCCGCCACCGCCCACCAGUUCUUCUUCUACUGGAUGUAUUUCAUGCUGUGGGUGACUUUCAUGGUCUUCAACGGCAUGAUGUUCGUUUUCAUCAUCCCCAGCUUUUCCACGGCGGGCGUGUUGGCGGGGACGCUCGUUAGCAUGUUCAGCGUAUUCGCGGGCUUCCUCAUCAGCCCUGCCAAGAUCCCGGGCCUGUGGCUGUGGGCAUACUACCUAAACCCGCUGCACUACAUCCUAGAGGGUAUGGUAAGCACGCAGUUUAACGGCAAUGACCGAACCAUCGAGACGGCGACCCAGGGGCCAAUGACCGUGGAAGAGUACGUGGACGGGUACUUCGGCGGCGAGUACAAAUACAGCAACCGGUGGUACGACGUGAUGGCGCUGCUAUUGUUCAUCAUUGCCGUUCGGGCGGUUUACAUGUAUGCCCUGGGACACAUCACGCAUCUCAACCGCUAAACCGCUGAACGCGGUAUACACCGGGGCCGGCCCGCAUGAGAUCUGCCCACAGACUCAUCGUUGUACGUGGGAUAGGUGGAAUGGUGGCGGGGAGCUCGUUUGCUUGUCGAAAUUGUAGAUUCCGCUGGCGACACACCAUGAGCUGGAACGGCGCAAGUGCAGAGAAGCAAAACGUCUUGUUCGCAGGAGGUGGGGGGUGCUGGUUGCGGGUGGCGGGGAUAGAAAGGCUGAAUGAAGUUUCCCCCGACUCUUUUUGCCAAGCGGCAGCAUCCUCGAGUUUAUCUGGGGUCGACCACCACGGCUUAUUUUAUCUAGUGAUGGCGGCUGCAGAGUUAAGCACGACGUGUUCAACUCGAAGCACUUUGAGAGAGACAUGAGGGCAGGCACGCAAAGAAUUUACCCCGGAGGAAUUUUAGGGGGGUCCUGGCGGGUGGAGACGAAGGGUCGCAGGACGCCAGCCGCCGUCCCCCGUUCCCCGUCCCCGUACCACCGCUUCAAGGAAUGUUGGGACAGGACACUGCUGCGACAGUAAGUGCUGCGGGUUCCCUAUCGAGCGAGUCUGGAUGCAGCGCGGAGCGCUCUGGUUUCUUUCCGUGUCUGGUCAACCGAACUCUUGUGUUCUCACGGAUAUCGCGUCCGGCGCGAACAAGUACGAAGUUUGUUGUACGUGAUACAAGAAUGGUGCGGGUUAACGAUCUAUUUUGUAGGAGUAGAAAUGUGAAUAUUUCAGACAUUAGAGAAAGCAGGCUGGUGCCAUUCUUGCCCCAAGUUUCUGACAAGCGUGAGAUUUUUCUUCAGCGUCACGACUGCGUCUGUGCUUUCAGGAACCAAUUCUAGUAAAAGUUGCUAGGGCUCUGUUGUUGCGCCUUGCGAUGGCUGGUCUUCCCUUCCUCUCGCCUGAU